Messenger RNA from Oryzias latipes (Japanese medaka), 1081 nucleotides. It is a transcript of the gene isca2, whose product is annotated as iron-sulfur cluster assembly 2. Gene Ontology annotation, cellular component: mitochondrion. Gene Ontology annotation, molecular function: 4 iron, 4 sulfur cluster binding; iron ion binding; 2 iron, 2 sulfur cluster binding. NCBI's taxonomy places the organism in Eukaryota, Metazoa, Chordata, Actinopteri, Beloniformes, Adrianichthyidae. The record is from RefSeq and is a predicted model, not a curated record. Gene Ontology annotation, biological process: iron-sulfur cluster assembly.
UUCUUUCCUGACCCCGCCCAACUGCUGACGGUUAGGACGUAACACGUCAAAUGUUAUGGAAGAUGUCAGGAACAAUGUUAACGGCGUCUAAAUCAAAAAUAUUAAACAUCAUGAGAGCGUGCAGUCUUCUGAGAAACGUCAACGCGGGUGAAGUGAAAUUCCGACCAUCACUACAAGCUAGUCAUGCAGCUGGGAUUCGGACCUUCAGCAAUGCUUCCCUGCAGGAGAAGACAGGAGUCUCGGGACAGUCCGAAGACAAAGUUUACCUCACAGAGUCCUGUGUAAAGAGGUUGGCAGAAAUAAUGACGAAGGGCCAAUACCUGAGGAUACAUGUGGAGGGAGGAGGCUGCUCUGGAUUCCAGUACAAGUUUUCUGUUGACGAUAACAAGAAUGAAGAUGACAGGGUCUUCGAGCAGGGAGGGGUGGGUGUGGUUGUGGACCAGGACAGUCUGGAGUUCCUGAAAGGAGCCACCGUGGACUUCAGUCAGGAGCUGAUCCGCUCCACCUUCCAGGUGCUGAAGAACCCUCAGGCUGACCACGGCUGCUCCUGUGGAAGCUCCUUCUCUGUCAAACUAUGACGCUCGGAUCUCUUCUGUUUGACUCGUCAGUUCAAAAAUGGACACAGAAAUAAGCAUUAAGAAGAAGAAAAAAGAUAACCAGAAAAACGUAUUUGCCAUGUCGAUGCACUAAAACACAUCGUUCAGUUGUGACAGAAAUAAAUUACCAAUGAUGCUCUUUUUAAGUUUAAGGUAAUAUCUAUCUAAAGAAAAGAUUAUUACAUUUCCAGAGUUUUCUCUUGACAAAUGUCCUCGUUUUUUCCUCUUUUCUUGUGUUUUAUCAUAUAAAAUAACAGAUGUAUUUAUGAAUCAGUGAACUUUUAUGUGAUGCAGUUAAGAAAUAAAAAAAAAUGUUCCCUGAAUUUUGACAAAACCUGGUCCUAUGAAACAGAGGCUCACUUUAGGUAUGUUAACUAUUUAUAGUUCAGAUAUUAUUUUAUCUCAAAUAUGUAAAUAAACUAUAUGUAUGUCUGUAGACAUUAAAUUAUUUGUUUCUUUCUGAAUAAAUAAAGAAAAUAAAUGUG